Messenger RNA from Sorghum bicolor (sorghum), 1283 nucleotides. RefSeq names its product ER membrane protein complex subunit 8/9 homolog. NCBI's taxonomy places the organism in Eukaryota, Viridiplantae, Streptophyta, Magnoliopsida, Poales, Poaceae. Bases 16 to 1011 code for a protein of 331 amino acids. Gene Ontology annotation, cellular component: EMC complex. The transcript is spliced from 4 exons. The record is from RefSeq and is a predicted model, not a curated record.
UUUCAGUUCGACACGAUGGGGGCCGUGAUGGGCCUGGCGCCUGAGACUGGGCCGCGGUCGUUUCCAACGGCUCAACAGACGCCCGGCGUCCUAGCCCAGGCCAGCAGGGCACCACUCGCCCGCUCCAGCAGUCCAGCUCCUCCGACGCGCGACCAGACGCUCGCCCUCGCCAGUCCCAGUCGCCAUACCCAGAGGCCCAGACCCCGUCCGGCGCCCGCCGAUUCGACGCGAGUACGCGACGCGCCGCGCCGGCCGCCGGCGGCUUCCCCAGAUCCACGCGCCGCUCGGCGACCCGGCCGCUCGGAGCUCGCUCCGGCCGUCCGCCCGCAGCCCGCCAAAAAUCAUCCUCGGAUCGGAAUCAGCGGAGCGACGGCGGAGAUGGGCGCGGAUUGCCGGUACGAGCUGGCGCAGGCGGCGUACGUCAAGCUGGCGCUGCACGCACUGAAGCACCCAGCGACCGCCGUCAACGGCCUCCUCGUCGGCCGCCUCGUCGAGCCUUCGUCCUCACCGGCCGUCGUCUCGGUCAUCGACGCCGUGCCGCUGUCUCACCACCCGCACCACCUGCCGCUGCUCCCCACGCUCGAGCUCGCGCUCACCCUCGUCGAGGACCACUUCGCAACCCAGGGCGAAGGCCUCGCCGUCGUCGGAUACUACCACGCCAACCCGCGCUGCGACGACACCGACCUCCCGCCAGUUGCCAAGCGCGUCGGGGACCAUAUCUUCAGAUACUUCCCCCGCUCCGCCGUGUUGUUGGUCGAUAACAAGAAGCUGGAGGAGGCCGUCAAGGGGAAGUCUCGUGACCCGGUGGCUCAGUUAUACACCAGGGAUUCAUCAAAAAGUUGGCGUCAGGCUGGAUCAGAUGGAAGCAGUCAGCUUGUUCUGAAAGAACCUUCUACCAAUGUUGUCCUAGCUGAUCAUGUUACAACAAAGAAAUGGGAGAAAAUUGUUGAUUUUGACGACCACCUUGAUGAUAUUAGCAAGGAUUGGUUGAACCCAGGCCUGCUUGACUGAAUUUUCACGAUUGAUCUCUCUAUACUGUAUUGGAACUUUGCUAGAAAUGAGGUGGUGAAGCUCGUCCUGCUGUACUCUGGACUUUGCUCAGUCGCAAUGAUUUAUAAGCAUGUAUUUCAGUAAACAAGUGAUUUUGUAACAGUUACAGUUCGAAAUGCUAAAAUUGACGUUGAGAUGACAUUUGAGUAGAUUUAUCCCUGCGGCAUAUUAUUACGACUUGUCAAAGGAAACUUCAUCACAUAUAAAUUUAAGAGGCUGUUUGGAUCCUUUCA